GAGAACCAGACUCCUCUCUUUCAGCUAGAUACAUGAAGGAACAGUUAUUGGAUCAUCAUUUUCUGUGAAAUCUAAAAAAAUUGUGAAAUCAUUUUUGCUUUUCCAUUCUUAUUUUUUGGGUGGUAAAGGCUGUCAUCAUUCUGUUAAUCAGGAUCGACCGUUUGGUGAGACAGACCAACCGACCAACUCGCCCUUUGGCGCGUAAGGAUAAGUACACACCUUCCAACCAAUAAAACGCCCAGUAGGCGAAACAAAAGCGCAAGCCGUGCCCUCCUAGCCGACCAGUAGUGUUUGGUGAAGUUUUCAGCACCACGAACCAGAGAACAGCGACAGUCACAGGCGCGCGCGACAAUAGUAUAACCAUGGAUCCAUCCACUGCCCCCGGUGCUGAACUGGCUGAUUUCGAGUUGUACUCGGUGAUUCCAUCCAAUGUAACCUACCCGGACGACGAAAUGGGGUUCGAGCCCAAUGGGGGAAACUACACACAUCAGCUCCCGGUUCAGAGCGCCUCCAAUAUUAUAGUAGCCAUCUCCAUCACGGCGCUCUACUCCGUUAUCUGCGUGGUGGGAUUGCUCGGGAAUGUCCUUGUGAUGUACGGGGUGGUGAGAUACACCAAGAUGAAGACAUCCACCAACAUCUACAUCUUUAAUCUGGCUCUAGCGGACGCCCUAGCCACCAGCACACUGCCCUUCCAGAGCGCCAAGUACCUGAUGGGGACCUGGGCGUUCGGAGAGGUCCUCUGUAAGGUGGUCAUCGCCAUCGACUACUACAACAUGUUCACCAGCAUCUUCACCCUGACCAUGAUGUCUGUGGACCGUUACAUCGCUGUGUGCCACCCAGUGAGAGCCCUGGAGUUCAGGACGCCUGCCAAGGGUAAGAUCAUCAAUGUUCUGAUCUGGGUUCUGUCCUCUGCCAUUGGAGUGCCCAUCAUGGUCAUGGCUGUGACCAAAACGACAGACAGUGGUCAGACUAUGUGCACGCUGAAGUUCCCCGACCCUGACUGGUACUGGGACACGGUCACUAAGAUCUGCGUGUUCAUCUUUGCCUUCAUCGUCCCUGUCAUGGUCAUCACCAUCUGCUAUGGUCUGAUGAUACUGCGUCUGCGCAGUGUCCGCCUGCUCUCCGGCUCUAAGGAGAAGGAUCGCAACAUGCGCCGCAUCACCCGCAUGGUCCUCGUGAUCGUCGCGGCCUUCAUCAUCUGCUGGACACCCAUCCACAUCUUCAUCAUCAUCAAGACCCUGGUGGAGAUCAACUCUAGGAACCCCUACGUGAAAGCCAGUUGGCACCUCUGCAUUGCACUGGGCUACAUGAACAGUAGUCUCAACCCCGUUCUCUACGCUUUCCUGGAUGAGAACUUCAAGAGGUGCUUCCGGGACUUCUGCCUGCCCUGCCAGACCCGCGUGGAACGCAACUCUCUCAACACGGGUCGGAAUGCCAACAGGGAACCCGUGUCAGUCUGCGCUCCGAUUGCAGCUGGGAAGGAAAGGAAGCCUGUAUGACUAGGCAUGGACCAGAUCCCUUGUGGUUCUGGUUCUCAAUCCAGGAGGGCCCAGCAAGACUUGCAGUCUGAGGUCACCCAGAUCUCCACAACAGAGUUCUGACAGGAUAAACAAUGAUUUAGUGAGACUCACACAGUUGUCAGUAAAGAGGGACCCAAACCACAGCAUAGGUUUUUUUUUGACCACAUCAUUAAUAUUCCUCCCAGUGAGAUUUAGGAAUGUUCUUUAUUGUUGCUCAGAAGGAGACAGAUUCAAUGUUUCACCAUAAAUCGUUUCCCGCUAUCCAGAGACAAUCUGUGACGGUGCCAGGGCUUUUUGAGUAGCGCAUUUCUGGUUUGUGACAAAUGGAUGUCUGGCUGCAGAGAGAAUACACAGGAUGUUGUCAAGGACAGUUGUCCAAAGAGUGCCACAUGGUUUCAUCAAUUAGUCAUCCUUGUUUCUGACUGAUGACAAGCUGCACAAAUAUGGGACUGGGGAUGUUUUUAAAAUAUAGGCAACAGGGUAAGGGAAACCACCAAAUGAGUACAUACAGUGCAUUCGGCAACUAUUCAGACCCCUUUUCUACAUUUUGUUAUGUUACUGCCUUAUUCUAAAAUGUAUUCAAUUACAGCCUCAAGUCUUCUUGGGUAUGACACUACAAGCUUGGCACAUCUGUAUUUGG
Salmo salar (Atlantic salmon) is the source of this 2160-nucleotide messenger RNA. Its product is annotated as delta-type opioid receptor. The record is from RefSeq and is a predicted model, not a curated record. Gene Ontology annotation, cellular component: plasma membrane; neuron projection. Gene Ontology annotation, molecular function: G protein-coupled enkephalin receptor activity; neuropeptide binding. Gene Ontology annotation, biological process: neuropeptide signaling pathway; G protein-coupled opioid receptor signaling pathway. Lineage: Eukaryota; Metazoa; Chordata; Actinopteri; Salmoniformes; Salmonidae.